This is a messenger RNA of Symbiodinium natans, 753 nucleotides long. NCBI's taxonomy places the organism in Eukaryota, Dinophyceae, Suessiales, Symbiodiniaceae. The record is from the annotation of a GenBank genome assembly.
AUGUCGCGGGUCACCAAUAUGUUCUCCCGCACUGAUCAAUAUCAGGAGCAUUCUGACCUGUUCAAUGACAGCGAGUCCUGGUCUAUCCCGGAUGACAGGAAGCACUCAGCCGCCGAGCGGCCCUUGGAUCCCUGGAGCCGAGACGAGGUGGCGCAAGUCAAAGCAAUGCUUGACAGUGAAAUUCGCCGGGAAAAACCGUCCGGAGAGGUCUCGGAUAACUUCCUGCGGCAGCAGUCUCAAGACCGCGCUGAGAAGAAGCGCAAUCGCCGUCGCGAUGAUGUAGGUGCUGCCUUCGAUUUUCCGCAGGAUUGGCUGACCCCUACGGCGAGUCCAGCCCAGAGGCCGGCUGAGCCGGCCGACGUUUGGGCGUCUGUCGGGACCUCCACAUCGCCGCAGUGGCCAGCGGCGCAACCGAAGGAGUUGAAGCUGCCGACUCCAAAGGAUCGCUCCGGACCGGGCAGGACGCGGGCCAGCACAGACGUUCCCACCACUCGCAGGCAGGCUGCGCCGGCUGCGCCCGCGCCCGUCCAGUUCGACGAGGCCAUUCUGGCUGCGCUGGCUGCUUUGCCAUCCCAGUCGUUGGUGGACGUGCUCCAGCGACUUUCCGAGAAGCGACCUGAAGAGGUGGCACUUGCCAUGGGAAACACGGUGCCGGGCAGCCGCAAGGCCAUGGUUUCUUUUUCAAAGUUGUACGCACCAGUCGUGGCUGAGUAUCUGACCCAUGCGGUGCAACACCACGCUAGGUGGUGGUAG